This is a messenger RNA of Sciurus carolinensis (gray squirrel), 2899 nucleotides long. It is a transcript of the gene Vwc2, whose product is annotated as von Willebrand factor C domain containing 2. Gene Ontology annotation, biological process: negative regulation of BMP signaling pathway. Lineage: Eukaryota; Metazoa; Chordata; Mammalia; Rodentia; Sciuridae. Gene Ontology annotation, molecular function: protein binding. The record is from RefSeq and is a predicted model, not a curated record. Bases 650 to 1627 code for a protein of 325 amino acids. Gene Ontology annotation, cellular component: AMPA glutamate receptor complex. The transcript has 3 exons.
GUCACGGGGUCUAAGGAGAAAUCUUGUUAUCCGCUCCUCCCCCCUUUCCCCAGCAGGAGCCCUUAGGACACGCGAGGAAAGGUUCCCCUUUAAUCUUCUUGCCCAUUCACUGUCCAACUCCACUGCAGAAUUUUCCAUUUAAUAACCUUGGAGAAAUAUAGCCAGGACCUAGAGAGAGACAACCAGGUUGCCUGAAUUAUGUGGUUUCUGUACGAGCUUUGCAGGCGGGCACGGGCCCGGCUCGCUGCAUUCGCUAGUUCCUCAAGCCGCCGGUGACCAUCUCAACGACACUCUUCACCACUACAGAAGACCCCGCCAGCCGGUGUAUUUCUUGGACUUCGCUUCCAGUGUAUUCCUCCACAAUUUGUGAUGUCUAAGAACCCCAACUGUGCACUGACGCUGGGCAUGCUGCCUCAGUCUCCAGCGUCCAGCUCUUUAAUCUAGAGCUAUGCUGGAGUCCGGGCGGCGCCGGGCCGGGUGGGGGCCGCGGCGGGCCGGGGCGCGCGCGGGCCGUGGGGCUCAGUUGUGCUGCUGUUCUCUCCGCAGGGACGGCGGCUCCCGGCUGGCGGCGGCGCGCCCCCGGGCUGUGAAUGCGACUCUCCCUGUGUCCGCGCUCCCCGCCCGCCCGCCCGCCGGGACGUGGUAGGGGAUGCCCAGCUCCACUGCGAUGGCAGUUGGCGCGCUCUCCAGUUCCCUUCUGGUCACCUGCUGCCUGAUGGUGGCUCUUUGCAGUCCGAGCAUCCCUUUGGAGAAGCUGGCCCAGGCGCCAGAGCAGCAGGGCCAGGAGAAGCGCGAGCACGCGUCUCGGGACGGCCCGGGGCGAGUGAGCGAGCUCGGGCGCGCAGCGAGGGACGAGGGCAGUAGUGCCCGGGACUGGAAGAGCAAGAGCAGCCGUGGGUUCGCCAGCCGGGAAGCGUGGAGCAAGCAGAAGCAGGCCUGGGGUGUCCAAGGCGGGGGCGCCAAGGCCGGGGACUUGCAGGUCCGACCUCGCGGGGACACUCCCCAAGUGGAGUCCCUGGCCGCAGCCGCCCAGGACGCGAUCAGCCGGGAACUCGCGCCCACGCCAGAGCUGCCUGAGGAGUACGCGUACCCAGACUACCGAGGGAAGGGCUGCGUGGACGAGAGUGGCUUCGUGUACGCUAUUGGGGAGAAGUUCGCGCCGGGUCCCUCGGCCUGCCCGUGCCUGUGCACCGAGGAGGGACCGCUGUGCGCACAGCCCGAGUGCCCGAGGCUGCACCCGCGCUGCAUCCACGUCGACACGAGCCAGUGCUGCCCGCAGUGCAAGGAGAGGAAGAACUACUGCGAGUUCCGGGGCAAGACCUACCAGACUUUGGAGGAGUUCGUGGUGUCUCCAUGUGAGAGGUGCCGCUGUGAAGCCAACGGUGAAGUGCUGUGUACAGUGUCGGCUUGUCCUCAGACGGAGUGUGUGGACCCCGUGUAUGAGCCUGACCAGUGCUGCCCCAUCUGCAAAAAUGGUCCAAACUGCUUUGCAGAAACUGCUGUCAUUCCAGCUGGCAGAGAAGUGAAGACGGACGAAUGCACCAUAUGUCACUGUACUUACGAGGAAGGAACAUGGAGAAUUGAGCGGCAGGCCAUGUGCACAAGACAUGAAUGCAGGCAGAUGUAGACACUUCACAAUAUAAAAAACUCUCACAUUUUUCUAGACUAUUUUACUGAUGUGAACAUUCUAGAUGACUCUGGGAAAUAACAAUCAAAAGGAGAAGACUUUUGAUAAGGAAUCAUGGAGAAUGGUUGGUACAUUUGCUUUUCUUGGUAACAAAUACUGCAAGAGAAGGAAAUGGAUGUAUUUCAAAACAGCAACACGAACUUUGGGCAUAAAAUCCCUCUCUAAAUAAAUGUGCUAUUUUCACAGUAAGUACACUGAAGUACACUAUUAUAUAAUAAAUGUAUUUCUAUAAUCCCUCUAUUAGAGAGCUUAUAUAAAUGUUUUCUAUAGAUACAGAUUAAAAAUGCUGUGUUGUCAACCGUCCUCACUGUGUACCUGCAUAUCUUUGUCAGUUCUGAUUGCAUCACAUGGGGAUGCUAAGGGUUGCCUGUCCCCCUUCACACCUUCACACAGAAUAGUGCAUCCACUAAUGGAUCAUAAUAGGACUGGUUUCUAUUGAAACCUUGUCCAAAUUCUAUUUAAUUACAGACAUCUAUCUGAUGUUCAUCCCUAGAAGACAUAGUCUAAUUCACAUAAACAUAAUGUUACCUUCUUAUAAUUACAUAUUGCUUUUAUUAGUUUAUUCUCAAUCAUUUGGGAAAUGCAGGUAUAAAAGAUUAUAACACAUUUUUUCACUUCUUACAGAUCUCCUAUGUUGUGAACCAUAAAUAAAUGCAUACAUGUUUCAUUUUCAUUUUUGUUACCUUCUCUUCUAAGCAUGACGAUAUUUCAUUUCCUAAAAUGAGGACUAGGUUAGGAUGGAAAAUUUGUAUGAUUGUUCUAUCAAGCUGAAGCAUGCUACAAAAUCAAAGAAUCCUUUGAUUAUCUGGAAGAAAUUUAAGGAGAAUUCUGUACAAGUUUAUAAUUGAAAAGUAAAUGUGGUACAGAUAUCACCACUCUCAGUUCAGUGUGGUCAUAUUACUAAUGGGAAUGAAGCAUCCAUCCUCCAUAAUAUACACAGUAAGAUCCUGAAUAGUAGCCCUGUAUUCAUCUGCCAUUAAGAGCAGAGUGAGAAAGCAUUUCUUUUGUUCAAUUAUGUUGAAACAAAGCUGAAGGUCAAGUGUACUCUAAAAAUUUCCUGUGUUUAUAUAUGAUCCCAAAACAAUUUUUUUUCUCUUCAUUUGGACAGGGAAUAAAAGAGGCCACUGCACAGUGUUGCUGAUCUGACCAGUUUUUGUAAUUAGAGAAUAGUUCCAUAUAUGGAUCACAUCAGCACUUGGCACUUUGAUGAAG